AUGGGAAAUCAGCUCCCCCUUGAAUUGUUAUCUGAGAUAGCUGCAUAUUUAAAAGAAGCCCAUGAGCCACUUGCGCAGUACACCACCGUGUGCCGCCAAUGGCAGGCCGCCUUUGAGCCACACAUUUACAGGCAGAUCUGUGUCCACAGUGAUGGCCUCCAGGGUCAGAGUAUCCUUUCUCUCUCCAAAUUUCAUAUCAUCACAUCAGGAACAGGUAUUGGGCGACUCUCUAUGAUUCAGGAGCUAGAGUACCGUAUUAUUUUGCCCUAUCAACUGGACGAUUAUUGCGCAAGCAUAACAGAAGAUAGGGCAUAUCGCAAGGAGAAUCCUAUCAGGCAUGCCAAUGACGAGGCUUUUAGGAGAGGUAUUACUGAAUUAUUUACCAUCCUAGCCUCCUGGAGUGACACUCAUCGCCUUUCUCUCGUACUUGCCGCACUGGGUCGCCAGAAAGAGUUGGAACCAGGCACCAGAAAGCAUGCUGACGCCGGAACAUUCCGUGGACUCCAUAGGGGGGAUGAGUGGGCUGUCCGGCCUUACCGUGCUUGGUUCCCAGAUGGCAGUGCAUCCGCACUGCCGGUUGCUUCAUGCGUUGGCAAGCUUUGUUUUCCUAACGCGGGGCUGGACCCCUGGCAUAUGAUCUGGAGUGGAACGGCACUACAGAUCGCGCAGCGUUGCCCAACCCUGACUUGGCUGCAUUUAGGUCUAGAUGAAUAUGUUCGACCAGAUCAUUUGGACUACAUCCGAGACCGGCGCCAAGCCGUGGCUGAGGAACUUUGUAACUUGCCGGCAAGUUUGAGAGUUCUUCACUAUUUCAACCAACUCGAGAAGCCAUGGCAAAAUACUCUUCCCGCCCUCAAUGUUCUGUCAGACAAAAUAGACACAUUCCCAUUGCAUGUGCGGUCCCUAAGUCUCCAUCUCCGAGAACUGAAGAUGUCCCACGUGGCCAUCACCUCCGAUUUCUUCUGGCCACUGGAUAAGCAGGGCAAACCAACAGGCUGUGGAGCAUCACUGCAUUGGCUCUAUCUCGAAACAAUCGAGUUUGAUGAAAUACCAGAGUACCUUCCCUCAGGGGAAUGGCUCUUCGACCCUGACGAUUAUAAGAAGACCGAAGUGCCCAAUCUCGAGGCUCCAGAUUGGGAAGACAUUCGACUUAUUGAGGAAUCGCCAUACGACCGCACGCUGAUGAACUUUGAGCACUUCCAUCGUGUCUUUAUUGCCAUGGGCUAUGCGGCACAGCAUAUGCCACUAUUAAAGACGAUCAGACUCUUAGUUCUUGCUGACGAACAGUCUACCUUUGAGUUCUCUACCGAUCAGUUCAGUGGGAGGAGGACGGUAACUUGGGCAUCGGCUACAGGUUAUAAACCCGAUGAGCGAGUUGCGCAAGCUUGGGGUUUCGAUCCGGAUGACAUUGAUUUUAUUGACCACUGGGAAGGCAGGGAUGUGGAAACAAAUGUGAUAUUUCACAGCUGGCCGCCUGAAGAUCGGACGGACAAGUCCUGA
Messenger RNA from Aspergillus viridinutans, 1500 nucleotides. Its product is annotated as F-box protein. NCBI's taxonomy places the organism in Eukaryota, Fungi, Ascomycota, Eurotiomycetes, Eurotiales, Aspergillaceae. Bases 1 to 1500 code for a protein of 499 amino acids. Gene Ontology annotation, molecular function: protein binding. The transcript has 3 exons. The record is from RefSeq and is a predicted model, not a curated record.